CGCUUCCGCGUUGGGAGCCGGCGGCGGAUCCCGGGACGCGGAGACCCGGGGUCCCGGCAGCGGGGCGGCCCCCGGGCCCAGGGCGGGGAUGCAUCGCCGCGGGGUGGGAGCCGGCGCCAUCGCCAAGAAGAAGCUUGCCGAGUUCAUCGGACGCAGUGCAAGUGGGAGCCCCCAGCGUCCGCUCUCAACUCACGCUGGUCUUUUUGUCUGACAGGCCAAGUAUAAGGAGCGAGGCACUGUCUUGGCUGAGGACCAGCUGGCCCAGAUGUCAAAGCAGUUGGACAUGUUCAAGAGCAACCUGGAAGAAUUUGCCAGCAAGCACAAGCAGGAGAUCCGGAAGAAUCCCGAGUUCCGGGUGCAGUUCCAGGACAUGUGUGCCACCAUCGGGGUGGACCCUCUGGCCUCCGGAAAAGGAUUUUGGUCCGAGAUGCUAGGCGUGGGGGAUUUCUAUUACGAGCUGGGUGUCCAGAUCAUCGAAGUGUGCCUGGCCUUGAAGCACCGGAAUGGAGGUCUGAUCACUCUGGAGGAGCUGCGGCAGCAGGUGUUGAAAGGAAGGGGCAAAUUCGCACAGGACGUCAGCCAAGACGACCUGCUCAGGGCCAUCAAGAAACUGAAGGCGCUCGGCAGCGGCUUCGGCAUCAUCCCCGUGGGCGGCACCUACCUCAUUCAGUCUGUGCCGGCGGAGCUCAACAUGGAUCACACGGUGGUGCUGCAGCUGGCCGAGAAAAAUGGCUAUGUGACUGUCAGUGAUAUCAAGGCCAGUCUUAAAUGGGAGACCGAGCGCGCGCGGCAAGUGCUGGAACACCUGCUGAAGGAAGGGCUGGCCUGGCUGGACCUGCAGGCCCCAGGGGAGGCCCACUACUGGCUGCCGGCUCUCUUCACAGACCUCUACUCCCAGGAGAUUACAGCUGAGGAGGCCAGAGAAGCCCUCCCCUGACUCUGGGAGUGCGGAAGGGGCCCCAGCAGCAGGCAGGGAGAGGAGGGCAGAGCUGCUGGUGAAUAAAACCUGAAAAACUUUUUUUUUAAAAGAAAAA
Messenger RNA from Ailuropoda melanoleuca (giant panda), 1034 nucleotides. It is a transcript of the gene SNF8, whose product is annotated as SNF8 subunit of ESCRT-II. Bases 266 to 937 code for a protein of 223 amino acids. The record is from RefSeq and is a predicted model, not a curated record. Gene Ontology annotation, cellular component: ESCRT II complex. Gene Ontology annotation, biological process: protein transport to vacuole involved in ubiquitin-dependent protein catabolic process via the multivesicular body sorting pathway. The transcript is spliced from 8 exons. NCBI's taxonomy places the organism in Eukaryota, Metazoa, Chordata, Mammalia, Carnivora, Ursidae.